AGAAGCGGCAAGCUUGCUCGCACAACGAGUGCUGGAGAUGAGUGCUCACGCCGGCCGCGUUCGUGCGGCGGCCAUGCUGCGGCUGCGUACGCGGCGCAGCGACUGGGCGUGCCAGCGGAGGAGUUCAUCGACGAUGGCUGCGGGCGAGGCGUAUGCGCUGCUCGGCGUGCGCCCGGGCGCCUCUGCCGCCGACAUCAAGGCGGCCUACCGUCGGCUGGCCUUGCGGCACCACCCGGACGUGGCCGGACCCGGCGACGCCGAUCUCUUCAAGCGCAUCACCAGCGCGUACUCGCAGGCGCUGCUCGAAGCGGCGCAGGGCGCGGGUGGAGCGGGCGCGGCUGCAUCGGCAGGCGCCGCAGGCGAUAGCCGGCGAGCGAGGGCGGGCGAGUCUGCGCGUCGUACCGCCCGCCCGCGCGGACCGUCCGACAACUUUGACCACGCGGAGUGGGACGCCGCGCACUACGGGGCGGAGCGGGAGGCGCGGCAGUCUGCGUACGCGCGGGAGCGUGCAGGCGCGCAGGGCGGCGGCGCUGGCGUCGGGUCAGAGGGCCGCUCGAUGGGCUCUGUGCUCCUCUACGCAGGCGCGCUGUACGUGGUCUACCACCUCGUCUACUCGACUCACUUUGGCUGGCUCAGGGAGGAGGCGCACCUGCUCGAGGCGAAGCACAUGGCGGACGCGGAGCGGCGGCGCAGAGCCUCGAGCGGGAACGGGUGACCGAAGGCGUCGAGACUCGAACGUGUAACGUAACUCCGUCACUCUGUCUCUCUCUCUGGAGCGCGCCGCGCGGCGGCGGCGCCGGCGCCCGCCGGGGUCGCUCGCGGUGGCGCACCCCGGUCGUGGCGACUGGCGUCCCAGAGGUGUGUGUGUGCCAGUUAAAGGAAAAGCUCCGUACGGUUAUCGUAUUCGUCCAAAAGCGGAACGGGGGACCAAUCUC
This is a messenger RNA of Emiliania huxleyi CCMP1516, 935 nucleotides long. Its product is annotated as heat shock protein-like protein DnaJ. Gene Ontology annotation, biological process: protein refolding. The transcript is spliced from 2 exons. The coding region runs from base 38 to 715 and encodes 225 amino acids. The record is from RefSeq and is a predicted model, not a curated record. NCBI's taxonomy places the organism in Eukaryota, Haptophyta, Isochrysidales, Noelaerhabdaceae. Gene Ontology annotation, cellular component: cytoplasm.